CAGUCUUCAGUCUUUAGUUCACUCAGACUGUCAGACACCACUCUCGAGCCUCCACCCUGCAGCCCUCCACUCUCACCUCUCGCACUCAGUGGCCACGCCUGCAGUCUCCACCUCGUGCUUCCGGCGCAACCUCCGUCCAGCCACCGCCGCCGUCGCAACACCUCCGUCGAAGUCACUCACCGUCGCAAGUUCGUGGAGCCAGCUUGGAGAUUGCGCAUCCCUUUCCAUCGCGAAGUCAGCCGUGGAAAUCGCAGCCACCGCCACCACUCCUUGCCGUCGCGCAGUGUCGUCCUGAGUGACCUGAAGCCCUUGCCCCCCUCUCGAGCCCCAUUCCUGAUUCCUCAGUCUCAUACAUACUCUCAUUAUUUCUCCCCAAAACAAAACCCUAGUCUCAUCGCGCCGCUGUUGGUCGCACUGUCGCCGCCUGGUUCCUCGUGGUCGUUCUUCAAUCCUCCUGUUUCGUCGUACUCGAAGGCCCUUCCAUUCCCCCAACGCCAAUCCUCCUACUGAUUGAUGAUAAAUUGAUACCGAUAAAUUGUUACUGUUCUUCCGGUUGAACCACGGUUAGACCGAUUGGACCAGUAAAUCAGUGAACCAAUGACUAGAGCGGUUCGAUGACCGGUCCGAUUUUAAAACCUUGCUCCCUCACUCCUCAGUCCUCGCCCAGCCCCUCUCUGGGUCACUGCACUGCUGCCUGCUUGAGUACCUGACUCUGCCUUACUCUUCCGCGGUGCCGCUGGCCGCCGCCUCUACCUCGCUGCUGCAUUGCUGCCUGCCUCUGCCUUGCUCUUCUGCGACGCCACUGCCCCUGCUUCUCUCUGCCCGAAGCCAGCCAUCUCAGCCUUUAAGGGAAACACAACUGCACAAGUUCCUUUCUUCUUCAUAGCUCGCAGCCGCCGCUCCUGCAACUUCUUGUUUACACGCGCUGCCGUCAACACUAUUGUCAAAGCCACUGGAAUCAAAAGUCCCCUUUAAAACCCUACUCCAAAGAUGCAGCAUGAUGAGGUUAUAUGGCACGUUAUUAGGCACAACCAUUGUAGUUUCAUGGCCAAAAUUACAACGGGGAAUUUUUGUAGAAACCCUUACAAUGUUACUGGACUUUGCAAUCGAAGCUCCUGCCCCUUAGCUAACAGUCGCUAUGCUACUAUACGAGAGGAAAAUGGUGUGUUUUACCUUUACAUGAAAACUAUAGAAAGAGCUCAUAUGCCAAACAAGUUGUGGGAAAGAGUUAAGCUGCCAAGGAAUUAUGAAAAGUCACUUGAAGUCAUUGACAAACAUCUGAUGUAUUGGCCUAAGCUUCUUAUACACAAAACAAAGCAACGAUUGACCAAAAUGACCCAGAUGCGGAUACGUAUGAGGAAACUUGCGUUGAAGACAAGGGAGAAAAUAAUGACAACUCCAAGGAAGGAGAUAAAGAGAGAGGCUAGAAGAGAAGAGAAGGCUGAAAAGGCAGCUUUGCUAGAAAAGUCUAUUGAGAAAGAGCUACUGGAGCGCCUUCAAAAAGGAGUUUAUCAACAAAGUGACAUUUACAAUUAUCCUAUUGAACAAUACAAUAAAGUUCUUGAUAUGGACAACCUUCAACCUGCUGAGGAAGAGGAGGAGGAAGCAGAGAUUGAAUAUGUGGAAGGUUAUGAUGAACUUGAAGAGGAAGAUGACAUGGAGGAUUUUGUUAAUUUUAGAAUUGAUGAUGCUGGUGGUGAUGACAAUGAUGAAAAUGCUGGAAGCUCUGAAGAUGAAGAGGCAGAAGCAGCUGCUCAGAGAAGGGUAAAACGGAAGAAUAAAUUAGCUUCAAUGAAAUCUGAGAAGGAUUCUGUUGAUCUUAAAUCAAAGAAGGCAAAGGUCCUUGUUGAGGUUGAGCGUGAUGAUGCCGAUGAAAGACAAAGGGAGGUAUCCGUACGGUAGUUGCACUUGGUGACUCGGCACUGGUCAUUGAUAGGAGAGGAAUCAGGAAACGAGAGGCGCGAUAGGAGAAACAAAAUUUUGGUUCAGUUUUAUUAGUUUGUUUUGUACCCAGACGAGAAGAAAGCGCAGAAAUUCAUUUUUUUUUAUUUCCAACUUUUGAAGGGCAGUGUUGUCAAAUUUCAUAACACGAGUCUAGGUUGGUUGGAAAUUGAAAUGGUAUGGAGCAUCAGCAUCUCAAUCCAAUGUUAGUCUCCGUUAUAUGACGGAGAGUAAUGAUGUGUACUAAAAUCUUGGAUAACAUGUAAGAUGGUGUUUGACUGUUUGCUAUAUUUAGAUCCCUUAAGAAAGCUGAGACUCCUUAAGCUAAGACAUGUUAUAUUUUACUAAUAUGAAUGAAUACAAACUCUCUCUAUCCAACAAGCAGAAUAUUUAUAUCCCCGAGUAGUCUUUUUGUAUUAUUGCUUUUUGAUGGAAACAAUUGUU
Arachis stenosperma is the source of this 2385-nucleotide messenger RNA. RefSeq lists its product as uncharacterized. The coding region runs from base 991 to 1902 and encodes 303 amino acids. The record is from RefSeq and is a predicted model, not a curated record. Gene Ontology annotation, cellular component: preribosome, large subunit precursor; nucleolus. The transcript is spliced from 11 exons. Lineage: Eukaryota; Viridiplantae; Streptophyta; Magnoliopsida; Fabales; Fabaceae. Gene Ontology annotation, biological process: maturation of 5.8S rRNA; maturation of LSU-rRNA.